Sipha flava (yellow sugarcane aphid) is the source of this 2310-nucleotide messenger RNA. Its product is annotated as pancreatic triacylglycerol lipase-like. The record is from RefSeq and is a predicted model, not a curated record. The transcript is spliced from 12 exons. NCBI's taxonomy places the organism in Eukaryota, Metazoa, Arthropoda, Insecta, Hemiptera, Aphididae. Gene Ontology annotation, biological process: lipid metabolic process. Gene Ontology annotation, molecular function: protein binding; triacylglycerol lipase activity. The coding region runs from base 431 to 2032 and encodes 533 amino acids.
CUUCAGUAUCCGAACAGACAUAAUGUUUGAUGGACAAAAGCAAAUUAGAUAAUAACGAUAUAAAUAUACCGUGGCUCGUAGUCGUAAUCAGUCGAAGCCGUCCGCGUGGUUUAUCCGUCGUUACCAGUAAAUUUUAAACUUUUUUAAAAAAAAUAGAAAAAAAUUUUUCCGCUCUUUUUCCACGGAACCGUUUUCGAACAAAAUUAAUUAUCGGUUCAACCGUCGACCGUGUAGUAGAGCCGGUAGAAAAUCAAUAAAACAAAUACCGAUAAUGUUUGACUAUCUUGGAUUCACGAGUGGGACGAAAACUACGAACCCAGAAUCCUAGUAAUAUUCAAUCGGGUGAAAAAUAUGGAAUUUGGCAUUCACAACAUCAGAUAUUUAUCUGAAUGACACUCUGUAAAGACAAGGUUCUGAUUCGGACGGAGGUAUGGUCCGAGGUCAUGUGGCUUUGUGCAUAGCGACGCUUGCGACGUUUGUGCGGUCAGGCACUGCGGGCAUUCUCGAAUGGGGACGAUCCAACCACAUAGAGGUCAACAUACCCUGGUUACCAUUUGAAAACGAGACAAGAUGUUACGACGAACUAGGAUGUUUGAAUAUCACACGAGAUUGGUAUCAUCUCAUUUAUCGGCCGUUCAACGUGUUUCCAUUAGCGAGACAAGUCAUCGACACUCGAUUUAUUCUAUACACAAGAAAAAAUCCUUUGCAGGGCCAGAUGCUGAAAGUGCAGUCGGAGAAAACUAUUCAAAAGUCCAAUUUGGACCCUAAAAAGCCGACGAAGUUUAUCAUACACGGUUUCAUCGACACGCCUCUGAGUAAUUGGGUCAAGGAAAUGAGAAGAGAACUGCUGAAACACUCCGAUUGGAACGUCAUAGUGGUCGACUGGGCGGGUGGGUCGUUACCUUUGUACACGCAGGCAACGGCCAACACACGACUCGUGGGACUGGAAAUCGCCUACUUCAUCAACUACUUAAAAGAUAACGUGGGCUUAAAUCCGAAACAUGUUCAUCUGAUAGGACACAGUCUGGGCGCUCACACCGCCGGUUACGCCGGCGAACGGAUCGAAGGGCUGGGCCGAAUCACCGGGCUGGAUCCGGCCGAACCGUACUUUCAAGGGAUGCCCUCGCACGCCAGAUUGGACCCCACUGACGCACAACUGGUGGAUGUCAUACACACCGACGGAUCGUCCAUAUUUCUAUUGGGCUAUGGGAUGAGCGAGCCAUGUGGUCAUAUAGACUUUUAUCCAAAUAACGGUAAAGAACAGCCUGGAUGCGAUCUAACGGAAACCCCAUUACCUUUAACUCUCAUCAAAGAAGGAAUUGAAGAAGCAAGUCGCGUUUUAGUUGCUUGUAAUCACGUAAGAGCCAUCAAACUUUUCAUUGAGUCCAUAAACUCAAACUGCCCAUAUAUUGCACAUAAAUGCAACUCGUAUCAAAACUUUUUACAGGGUAAAUGUUUCUCAUGCAAAGAAAACGACACUGGGUGUGCCAUAAUGGGCUUAAACACGGUGAGACCAAACCACGCACCGGGUGCUAAGUAUUUCAUUUCCACCGGAAAGGAUACACCGUAUUGUAGACGACAGUAUAAAGUAAUGUUGGAUUUGGCCAAACCACCUAGAGCCGAGUCCUGGGUUCAAGGAUUUAUGAAAGUAUCAUUGCACAGCGACAACGGUGUUAUAAGGAACUUAGAUCUGACUCCCAACGGUUACGAACGUAUGGAACACGGAACUAGUCGGAGCUUUGUGGUCACUCAUCCGGAUGACAUAGGCCAAGUGAAGCGAGUAGAGUUUUACUGGGAGUACGAUAUGGACGUGCUGCAACCCAGGUCCAUAUGUUUUUUCUGGUGUAACGAUCAUCUCUACGUGUCCAGUAUUGGUGUCACGGAAGCAGACGAAGAUGGCAGUAGAGGAAAACGAGGUGUCCUGAUGGAUAGUAAACUUUGCAGUCAGGGUCCCAGGGAGUACGCUGAUAUUGCGUCCAGGACGUCAGCUGUGUUCAUUGACAAAUGUGAAGACCAAGAACUCUUAAACUAAAUUAAAUACUAAAUUAAAUAACUUUGUGUGCGUGUGUGUGUGUGUGUGUGUGUGUGUGAUUUUUUUUUUGUGCUUUUCUAUGUGAAAUGUACAUAAAUUAUAUAGAUAUGCAUAAUAUGUAUACACAUAUUUUUAGUGUGCACUUUUGCAAAUAUGAUGUACAAACAUGUGUGAUAAAGAGAUACCUACCUUUAAAUGUUAUACGUUUUAUAUCAAAACUUUAUUGUUAUACGAUUUUUAUGAUGAUAAUUAUAUAUUAUACGAUGUUUCUUUAUUUA